Messenger RNA from Serpula lacrymans var. lacrymans S7.9, 1321 nucleotides. RefSeq lists its product as uncharacterized. NCBI's taxonomy places the organism in Eukaryota, Fungi, Basidiomycota, Agaricomycetes, Boletales, Serpulaceae. The transcript is spliced from 2 exons. Bases 286 to 1308 code for a protein of 340 amino acids. The record is from RefSeq and is a predicted model, not a curated record. Gene Ontology annotation, molecular function: protein binding.
GUGUUUUCUUAGUAUCGUCACGCUCAGACAAUGCUAUAGUAGCACUGGCAAUGCUUUUGCGAGUCUAAGUUCUAAGAGAGGAAGACGAAACGCGUUCAAGAUUUGCACAGCUGCUUUAGGCUCCUGAGAAAUGUGAAAUGGAAAAGGGGUACUAUAUCAGGUCAGAAAAGAACAAAGGGGGGCUUCUCUGGAACUCGGCUUCCAUGAAGGAAGUCAUGUUCGGGCUACCGUUCCAUGUAGCGCCAGCCUUUCUUCUUCCGUACCAUAUCCAUCGGCAUAGCUAUCAUGUCCAUCGCACUUAAAUCAGAAGAUGGCCCGACAAAAGUUCCAUUCGUACCCCAACAUCCCUUCGACAACCCAAAAGCUGAUCUGAUAAUACGGUCAUCGGACAAUGUAGAUUUCCCUGUAUUCAAGUUCCUCCUCUCUCUCUCCUCUUCGUUCUUCGAGACAAUGUUCGAGUUACCGCAACCUUCGAACGAUACCAUCGAGUCGAAAGAUGGACUCGCCAUCAUUCCGAUAAGCGAGAGUAGUCGGAUUGUGGAUAAGAUCCUCAGGUUUUGCUAUCCUGUGGGGGUUGUGGGUAAACCACAGAUCGAUAACAUCCAAGAAGCGAUAGGGCUUUACGAAGCAGGGGUCAAGUACGGGAUGGAAGGUCUCGAAAAAGCUGGAAGAGAGGCGUUAGUGGCACGUGAGUUCCUGGAAAAAUCACCAUUUGCUGUGUACGCCGUCGCUAGUCGAUAUAAACUGGAGGACGAGGCCAAGAUAGCAGCAGAAGCCACUUUAUGCAAAGCAGUGGUGCCAAUAGACGCACCAGAGUUGGAAUAUAUCUCCGGAAGGGACUUGGCAAGGCUUCAAAGAUACCAUGCAAAAUGCGGCGAGGUUGCCAGAGCACUUCGGGAUGAUCUCAGUUGGAUCGACGGAGAUUCGACUAAUAUGUCAUUUGAUCGAUAUGUGACGCAGAGGAGAACGUUGGGAUGCAACUGCGCGUAUUCGAUGACAAGGAAUACAAUUGCACAAUCGUGGUGGUGGGACUGGCUUAAUGGGACCGCGGAAGCUUUGCGACACAAACCUUGUGGGGAUACAGUGCAAGAGACGUAUUGGAAGGCACUUGAAGAGGCCAGUGUAUGUGUGUACUGCCGGAAAGGAGUCUGGGAAUCCCUGCCAAAGACAGUGAAUCGCUUUGCUGCGGAAGUGAGCAAAGCCGUAUCUAAAGUAUACUCCGCCUUCUGCUACGAUUCAAUCUGGAACUCAUGCAAACAACUGGAUUUGAUUAUAACAGGUGAAGGUGGAAGACGUGGUUGUGGAUAGUGGACGUAAAAUG